UCUCCCUGUCCCCCGGCCCCCGCCCCUCGGAGAUGAGGCCAGGGUCGGCGCCCAGGGCCAGCCAGCUCCGCUCGCUCCAGGGCUAGACGAGGGCAGGGGCUGCACCCGGCAGAUGGACCCUCAGACCCACAAACCCAGCGACGAGAAGAGGAGCAGCCACCGCCGCUUGUAGCCGGUCACCAUGGACCCCCCAUCCUUGGACAUGGCCAUCCAGCAUGCCCUGGCGGGCCUUUACCCUCCUUUUGAGGCCACAGCACCCACUGUUCUGGGUCAGGUGUUCCGUCUUCUGGAUUCCAACUUCCAGGGGGAUGGGCUGAACUUCCUUCUGGAUUUCCUGAUCCCUGCCAAGCGUCUGUGUGAGCAAGUGCGUGAAGCAGCCUGUGCCCCCUACUCACACUGCCUCUUCUUACACGAGGGCUGGCCUCUCUGUCUGCGGGAUGAGGUUGUGGUCCACUUGGCACCCCUCAAUCCCCUGUUAUUGCGCCAGGGUGACUUCUACCUCCAAGUUGAGCCCCAGAAAGAGCAGUCUGUCUGCAUCAUGAUCAAAUGCCUCUCCUUGGACCUCUGCACAGUGGACAAGAAGCCUGUUCCUGAAUCAUCCUACUCUACACUUUUCACCCAAGAAUGGUUGGAUGGCAUCAACAGCGACUUUGAGGGAAGUUCUCUACACAACUGCCUGGUAGCUUCAGAAAAUGGGGUUGCUUCUUUGCCGUGGACCAAGAUAAGCAGCCCAGAGUUUGUGAAUGACAGACCCCGAGCAGUGAAUGUCCCUUCCCCACCCUGGGGGUCCCUUCCAUUAGAGGGAUUAGAUUUGAGCAGCCCUCAAGAGCUGCACCAGGCCAGAUGCCCAGACAACCAGGUGUUUCUUGCCCAGAGUUUGGCUGAGGGUAAGGACAGGACCCAUGGGAACAAGUAUCCAGGCCUCAUUAAGGUGGAGCAAGCCAGGCCUGAAGAGGUGGCCUUUAGGAUGGACAAUAUGGCCAGCCAGGACUUAGAGGGGGACUAUGUGGCUCUUCUGGACUUCUCCCAAGAGAGCAGAGGACACUGUUCCAGUAGGAAGGUGGAAACUUCCAGUGGGUAUACUCUUGGGGCACUGGAGGAAAUAUCUGGAAUAAAGGACAUUCUUUUCUCUCGAAAGAUGCUGCCUCUGUCAGAGGCCAGUGAGGGACUUUCCUCAGAAAAAUGGGCUUCUGUGAUGCCAGCAAGCUCAGAGGAGGAGCUCUGCACUUGGGGCUUGGGGAGAAAUGUCAACCAUAAAGCCACACCCACCCACCACUCAGAAUGGCAGCCCCAAGGCCCCUAUGUCAAUGUCCUUGAGGACCCCGUGGACUGUGCCUCUGGACUCAAGACAGGUGUCUCAGAAGAGCCAGCUGCUGCCAAAACACAGAGAAUUCUGGGAAACCCAGAGAAUGUGGUCCAGCCCAGGUCUGGACCAAGACAAGCUUCCUCUCCCAGCCUGUGCCCAGCUCUUCCUGUGGCUCCAGUCUCUGAAACAAAGAUGGAGGAGAAGACCACACAGGGAAGCAGGAGACUUCCCAAAGCCAUGACCCGCUCUGGUCAAAACACCUCCUCUUCUGGGUCCCCCAUUCCUGGGCUCAAGUUCUCAUUCUUUAAAGGGCAGAGGCAAUCCCCUGUGCCCCCAGAGAAGGCCUCACUACAGCAAGAUGGGCCUUGGAAAGUCUUGUGUUCACUCAACUCUCCUAAAUCCAACCAAGCCAGAUCCUUGGGGAAAGCUGGAACAACUCAGACCAAAACAUCAUCGGGCCCAGCCGCUGACUCAGCACCACUGACUGGGGAAAAGGCACAUUUCCCAGAAGCUUCUACAGGCCCCCCAGAAGGAGGCCCCACCCUGGAUGAGGAGCCCCCAGGGCCUGAGCUCAGGACUGGGGCUCUGAAUGUCAAGGUUUUCCACUCCAGGAUAGCAUGCCUGCCAGGUGGUCGAGACAGAGCCAGGAGGCCCCUGCUUCUGUUGUCAACUAUGGAGCAGGCCUGGGAGGCACCGUGGUGCACAGCCUCAGAAGUCACCAAGCUACUGUCCUACCUGUGCGCCAUCCCUAGGCCUGAAGAUAAUGCCAAGGGGCUGGUGGUCGUGAUUGAUGCCCGGAAACAGCCCCCACAGCCCAGUCUGGUCAGUGCCCUGCAGGCCACUCAGGUUCGGGCCCCAGCCUCUAUCGGAGCUAUACUCUACCUGGGGGAGAAGGCGGCUGCCCGGCAGCUGCAGACAUUACCCGACACCCAGGUGGAGGUGCUGACCUCGUUGAAGGCCCUCAGCCACCACAUGGACCCUGACCAGCUGCCUGCAGCCCUGGAAGGCCCCUUUCCCUACUGCCACAGCGAGUGGGUGCAAUUCUUCCAGAAGCUGGACCCUUUCCUUGCUGACCUCCGCAAAGCCUCCUCCCUGCUACAGGCUUCCAUCAAGGAGUUCGAGAAAGCUGACCCUCCUGGGGGGCUGCAGGAGGCCACCAGGUGCCUAAGCAAGUCCAAGGAGCUGAUGGAGGCUGUGCUGAGGGACCCUGGCCUACUGAGCCUCCAGCGGGAAGGUGGAGCCACCCUGGCCAGGCUGCGGCAUGAAGCCAGCAGGCUGGACUUCAACCCCGAUGUCAGGUACAGGAGCCAUCUGGCUGAAGCUACCACCUUGUACAGCCUUGUGGACGAGCAGCUUCAUGUCCUGGUCACUGUGUCCAACAACCUCCUGGGGAGGCUGGAGCUCCGUAUCCGUCUAGGUCGCCUGGAAGCUGCCAUCCACCAGGUUGGUGACUGGAUGGAGCAGGAAGGGAGCCAGUGCCUGCAGGUGCUGACCCCCCAGAACGGGAGUCUGGAGACAGUGGAGAAAGCCCACGCAGAGUUUGAGGACUUCUUCCUUCAGGCUGCCGCCCAGUACCACCGGGGCCUGGAGCUGUCCAAGCAGGCAGCCCAGCUGGGGGCUGCAGCCGGAGUGGCCAGGGAGGAAGGAGAAGCAGCCCUUGCAGAGCUGGCAGCCUUCACCUCCACCCAGCGGGCCUUCCAAGCCAAGCUGACCCACUUCUACAUGGCGGCCGAGCGGCAACGCACUGACCACGAGACGCUGCUCCACCUGCACCGCUUCUGCAAGAAGAUGACCUGGUUCCACAUGGACUGUCAGGACCUGAUGACCCAGCUCAAGCUGGGCAAGGCCCAAAGGGCCAGCCCCGGGGACCAGCGUCGUCUCUGCCGCUACCUGCACAGACUGGCAUCUGAGUUCCCUGCUGAGAAGCUUGUGGCCAUGGGGCUGCAGGUGGCCUCCCUGAGUCGGCCAGGCCUGGGCCGGCACCUGUGGGAGGAGGCCCGGGUCAGACACAAGGAGAUCCAGAUGCUCCUGAAGAAGCUGUAAGCUGCUGCCCUGGCCCAGCGCCUCCUGCUGCCCGCUCAGCACACCUGGAGUCAAGAGGGCCAGCUGCCAAGGGCCAGGCUCUGGAUGGAGAAGUCACUUCCAAGGGGAGGUGGGGCCUGC
Messenger RNA from Nycticebus coucang (slow loris), 3469 nucleotides. RefSeq names its product KIAA1755 ortholog. The coding region runs from base 182 to 3349 and encodes 1055 amino acids. The record is from RefSeq and is a predicted model, not a curated record. The transcript is spliced from 14 exons. Lineage: Eukaryota; Metazoa; Chordata; Mammalia; Primates; Lorisidae.